AUGUCCACAAUCUCGUCCUUCCUCCGCACUUUUGGCAUAAAAUGGCUACUAAUACUUGUAUUUACAAAGAAUCUCUGGGCUAACGGAUGGAGGUGUCGACAAGGUUUGAAAAUAUCCAACGUUGAACUUUUCGGUGGAUCUAUAAAUCGCCAAAGGCCCAUUUUUUCCGUUUCCCGUAAUGAAAUAGCCGAGGGAACUGAAGUAUUGAGGGAGAUUGAGAAAUAUUGGCAGAAAUUUUGGGAAAAUGAAGCCAUUUUUGCCACGGGCGACGAUAGUCCCGAAUCGAAGACCAAACCAAAGUUUUACCUACUCUCCAUGAUACCAUACCCCUCAGGUGAUGGACUACAUGUCGGUCACCUGCUAGGAUACACGGCAAUUGACGCUGUAUCGCGCUACAAGAGGAUGAAGGGGUACGAGGUUCUAAAUCCCAUUGGCUGGGAUUCCUUUGGACUACCGGCAGAAAGGUACGCUAAAGAAGUUGGAAGAAACGUAGAGGAGGUCACUCGCGAGAAUAUUGACAGAUUUAGGGCACAACUCAAGUCGAUGGGCUACUCGUAUGACUGGACGAGGGAGAUUAGCACUAGUGACCCAGACUACUAUAAGUGGACCCAAUGGACGUUCCAGCAGUUUUUCCUGAAUGGACUUGCAUAUCGCUCCCAUGAACACGUGAAUUGGUGCCCGGAACUAGACUCUGUACUGGCCAACGAGGAGGUACGGAAUGGCAAGUCCAUUAGGGGUUCCCAUGAUGUCUAUAGGAAACCAAUGGAACAGUGGAUGCUCAGGAUUACAAAGUAUGCCAAAAGACUUGUAGAGGAUCUGAAAGAUUUAGACUGGCCCCAACAUCUCAAGGUUGCCCAGGAGAAAUGGAUCGGUCUUGAAGAGGGCUACAGGGUUGGUCUUGAGGUUCUGCCUUGUCCAGAGAUCCAACCCGUCAUGCAUACUCUCCAUGCAUUUACGCUUGAUCCAUGCAUGUUGAGAAAAUGCAAGGCUAUUGAAGUAUCCAUUUACACUGACAAUCUAUUAAAAGCAUGUCCCCCAGACUACCGCUCCGCUGUAGCAGAGCUCAUUGAGGAGUCGUCCAAACUGACAAAUUUGGAACUUGCUGAAAAGAGGAAAAUACAGUUUACGGGUAGGUACGCACUGAAUCCCUUGACUGGUGCAAAUAUACCCAUUUAUGUUACCAAUGGUCUCUAUGGGUUUAACAAGGAUAUUAAUGCUCGACUAGUUGUUGACAACGUUGAUACACAGAGUGAAUGCAGCAGUGAUGAUUUGAAAAAGUUGAAAGUCGAACCCUUUACAAAUUUGAGGUUCCGAGACUGGAUAUUUAGCAGACAGAGGAAUUGGGGAGAGCCGAUUCCCAUUUUCAAGGAGACGGAAUCUGGCAAUACAUUUUACAAGCUGGCUGAAAAACUUCCAGUACAUGUUUCACAAGAAACGUCUAAAUUACGAAACACGAAUGAAACAAUGCCACAAUGGGCAGGUUCGUGUUGGCAUUAUCUCCGUUUUGUUGAUCCCAGGAAUAGCAACGCUAUUUUUGACAAGGCAAAGGCUCAACACUGGCUUCCUGUAGAUUUGUACAUUGGGGGAGCUGAGCAUUCAGUUUCGCAUUUAUUAUAUUCCAGGUUCUGGAACAAGGUCUUGUACGAUUUAGGCAUUUCACCAUGUCCGGAGCCUUUUAAAAAAAUCAUUCUUCACGGUACAAUGAAUCGUGCUCAAUAUUAUGAUAAAGAUGGAAAAGAAGUACCGGAAGACUUAGUGAUUAAGCACAAGGGUGAAUUUGUCCUAAAGGCGGACAUGUCGACCCCUGUAACCAUCAAGGCGGUAAAAAUGUCAAAGUCUAAGCAAAAUGUGGUUAAACCAGAUGAUAUUAUAGAAACAUGGAGUGCGGAUGCCCUACGGCUCCACCUAACAUUUUUGGGACCCAUUGAAAAGAAUAAAAUUUGGAGCGACCGUGCCAUUGUUGGAGUUCAUAAGCUCCUCUUGAAUCUAGUCAAGUUUUACAAGAAUAUACACCCAGGGAAAUUGGCAAGAAGAGAGACAAAAGAAAUUAUAAACUGCACAAAUGGGUUCAUUACACACAUUACAAGAUGCCUAGAGACAGUGCAACUGAAUACAAGUGUUCAGGGAUUUUUUAAAUUCUUUCCAGAAAUGAAAAGGUGGUAUCGCAGCAACACACUUACACUCAGAGUGUGUAAUAUUUUCCUUUUACUUUUAAACCCCUUUGCUCCGCAUAUUUCGGAGGAAUUGUGGCACUAUUUGAACCCCGGCAAUGACGGAGUUAGCAUAUCUCAGCAAAAAUGGCCAGAACAUUUAAAUUCCCAUUGA
Molecule: messenger RNA, 2325 nt
Organism: Theileria equi strain WA
Lineage: Eukaryota; Apicomplexa; Aconoidasida; Piroplasmida; Theileriidae
Product: leucyl-tRNA synthetase, putative
Exons: 1
Coding region: 1-2325 (774 amino acids)
Biological process (GO): leucyl-tRNA aminoacylation
Cellular component (GO): cytosol
Molecular function (GO): leucine-tRNA ligase activity; ATP binding; aminoacyl-tRNA deacylase activity
Source: RefSeq, a predicted model, not a curated record